AUGGAUACCAUAAUGGAAAUUAAUGAAAGUUUACCAGUAGCUAGACCAUCACCAACAGGUCUGGCAAGACCACCAGCAUCAUUAGAUAUAACUGAAUUCGCUGAGCUUUUUGAUGAAUGGUUACCAGAACCGACACCAGGUCAAAAACGAAAAUUAGGACAUCGACGAGAUGAUCCACCAACACCGCCAUCUCCACGACAACCUCCACCAAUCAUUCCUAGAAAGACAUUACCACCAAGAAAUCCUAAUAUACCACUAGUUGGAGGUUCUGUUCAGACAUCUCCAAUUUCAAUAGAUAUAGAAAAUAAAAGUAGUCAUAAACAACAACAUUCUUUCAAUGUACUUUUACCUCUUGGACAAAAAAAUCAAAAAGAACAACAAAAAAUACAAACACCAAAUGUAAGUGUAUUACCGGAAAAUGAACCAUCAAUGAUAAUAUCAC
Rotaria sp. Silwood1 is the source of this 442-nucleotide messenger RNA. The record is from the annotation of a GenBank genome assembly. Lineage: Eukaryota; Metazoa; Rotifera; Eurotatoria; Philodinida; Philodinidae.